This is a messenger RNA of Fundulus heteroclitus (mummichog), 1332 nucleotides long. RefSeq names its product nei-like DNA glycosylase 1 (gene neil1). Lineage: Eukaryota; Metazoa; Chordata; Actinopteri; Cyprinodontiformes; Fundulidae. The transcript is spliced from 9 exons. Gene Ontology annotation, molecular function: DNA-(apurinic or apyrimidinic site) endonuclease activity; DNA N-glycosylase activity; nucleic acid binding. Gene Ontology annotation, biological process: base-excision repair. The coding region runs from base 25 to 1260 and encodes 411 amino acids. Gene Ontology annotation, cellular component: nucleus. The record is from RefSeq and is a predicted model, not a curated record.
CGCAGCCUAAUUUCUUCCAACAAAAUGCCUGAAGGUCCUGAGCUCCACUUGGCCAGCCUAUUUGUCAACAAGAUGUGUGAUGGAGUGGUCUUUAGUGGACCGGUUACAAAAUCCGAAGUCAGCAAAUGUCCCGACGUGGCCUUCACCUGUGAGUCGUACCGCAUCACAGCCGCUUCCAGGGGGAAGGAAGUCAAGCUGACUCUGACGCCCAUGAAGAGUGACGAUGAUGGGAAGCGGCGAUCAAAGGGUGGACAAGCAGAUCAACCCAUGGACAUAGUCUUUCGCUUCGGGAUGUCGGGUUAUUUCCGCUUCACCCCAGAGGACGAAGUUCCUAAACAUGCCCAUCUCCGAUUCUACACCCAGGAGAAGCCCCGCAGAGUGCUGAGCUUUGUGGACGCACGCAGGUUUGGCAGCUGGCAGCCCAACGGAACCUGGCAGCCUGACCGAGGGCCUUGCAUCAUGUUUGAGUACAAAAGCUUCAGGGAGAACGUCUUGUCAAACCUGAGCGAUCGGGCUUUUGAUCGUCCCAUCUGUGAGGUCCUGCUGAAUCAAAAGUACUUCAACGGUAUUGGGAACUAUCUGAGAGCUGAAAUCCUGUACAGGUUGAACAUCCCACCGUUUGUGUGUGCACGGGACGCGCUGGAAGGCCUUGAGUUAGAUGAUGGAUUUGAGAACUGGGAACCUUUGAAAAAGGAGAUUGCAAACACGAAGACCCCAGGGAAACCUAAAAAGAAAGUGAUAAAACAAGAGACCGGCGACCUGCUCAGACUGUGCCAUACCGUUCCUCUGGAGGUGGUCAGCUUAGGCGGUAAGGGCUAUGACCCCGAGAAGGCGGACUACUCUGCCUUUCAGGCGUGGCUGCAGUGUUAUUAUGUGGAUGGAAUGAAAUCAAUUCGGGACCACAAUGGCAGAACAAUGUGGUUUAAAGGAGACCUAGGGCCCAUGCCACCUAAAGAGUUAAAAUCCCCCAAGGCGAAAAAGAGGGCAAAGAAAGAUGAUGACCACGAUUACACAGAGAAGAAAAAGGUGGCCAAAAGUGAGACAGAGAGCACAGGAAAGAAAAGGGCGCUCAAAAAGGAAAUACCAAAAAAAGAAAUAACCACACAUUCAAAGAGAGGAAAGGCCACAAAGGCCCAGGAAGCGUCGUUACAGACUGAAACUAGAUCAAGUGCACGUACAAAGAAAACUUCCAGCCCUACAGAACCUGCUGCAGGGAGAGGGAGACGAAACGGGAGAGUGAGCAGAAAAAACAGCAAGUAAACAUGCAACUGGACCAAUCAGUAGAAGAUUUUUAAUACUCCAAAAUAUUUUUUCAAAUAAAAGAUUUUUUUU